CUACGUUUCCCAGAGUCCACAGUGGCCCAGCGUUAGGUCUCUCUUGACGUCGUGGCGAGAUCUUUAGCUCCGCACGGACCCGGACGCGACCAAGGGAAGGCAGAAGAAAAUUGCUUCUGGAUAUUAGGUGUGAAUUCUUUUUAGAACAAGGAAGACAUCCUGGGCUGUGGAGAGAGACUGACAAAAGGCCUGUGCAUAGGCAAGAAUACUGCCAUCGGUUGCCAUGUUCUCCACCAGGGGAUCUUCCUGACCCGGGGAUUGAAUCCUCCUGCUUAUGCAUCCUUUACCUGCUUAUGCAUUUUCUUUACCACUAACACCACCAGGCCCAGACUUUCUCUGAACUCCAAGAUCAAACAGCUAAUGGACAUUUGGCAUUUCCACUCGGAUGUAUAGUAAUCAUCUCAAGGAUUGACGUAAAAGCAGGCUGCUCUCCCACCAACCUCAGCAGCUGCCAGCCACAGAAGGAAUCUUAUUCUUCAGGAAAGCGGUGGAGAGGGCUUAGGUGGAAAAUAAGGAUUGCCUGGCCAAGCGGCUUCUAGGAACGGAGUUCUCACUCAGGACUCUUCACUUGUUCAACAGAAGAAUCUAAAGAAAUCCAAGCAGGACAGGUGGUUCUAAAAGCCAUGAUCCAGGGAUUGGUGACAUUUAGGGAUGUGGCUGUAGAGUUCUCUCAGGAAGAAUGGAAGUGCCUGGAACCUGCCCAGAGGGACCUGUACAGGGAGGUGACUUUGGAAAACUUUGGCAACUUGGUCUCACUAGGACUUUCCAUUUCUAAGCCUGAUGUUGUCUCCUUACUGGAGCAAGGGAAAGAACCCUGGAUGGUUGUGAAUGAUAUGACAGGACCAUGGUGCCCAGACUUGGAGUCAAGGUGUAAGACCUUUCUGCAGAAAGAUACCUUUGAAGUCAUGUCAUUCAAUUGGGAGCUAAUGGAAAGCCUUCAGUGCUAUGAUGAAGACUGGCCAUAUAAAGGCCAGUUUGAAAAACAACAAGUAAAUCAUGAGUGCUGUUUUAAGCAAGUGAAGAUCACCUAUGGCAACAUGCCCACUUUUGAGUGUGGGCAUACAUCACUCACCCUACAUCCCAGCAGUGAGACUGGUGAGAAAUCAAUUGAAUGUAAUGAAUGUGGGAAAGCAUUCAGCCGUGGCUCACACCUUAUUCAACAUCAGAAAACGCAUACUGGUGAAAAACCCUUUGAAUGUAGGGAAUGUGGGAAGGCCUUCAGUCGUACCUCACACCUUGUUCAACAUCAGAGAAUUCAUACAGGUGAGAAACCUUAUGACUGCAAGGAGUGUGGGAAGGCCUUCGGUCGAACUUCAGAACUCAUUCUCCAUCAGAGACUUCAUACAGGUGUCAAACCUUAUGAAUGUAAAGAAUGUGGAAAGACCUUUCGACAGCAUUCACAACUUAUCCUGCAUCAUAGGACUCAUACAGGUGAGAAACCCUACGUCUGUAAAGACUGUGGCAAGGCCUUUAUUCGUGGCUCACAACUUACUGUUCAUCGGCGAAUUCAUACAGGUGCUAGACCCUAUCAGUGUAAAGAAUGUGGGAAGGCCUUUAGACAGCAUUCACAACUUACUGUACAUCAGAGAAUUCAUACCGGGGAGAAACCCUAUGAAUGUAAGGAAUGUGGUAAGGGCUUUAUUCACAGCUCAGAAGUUACUCGACAUCAAAGAAUUCAUUCUGGGGAGAAACCCUAUGAAUGUAAAGAAUGUGGGAAGGCCUUUAGACAGCAUGCACAGCUUACACGACAUCAGAGAGUUCAUACAGGUGACAGACCCUAUGAGUGUAAGGACUGUGGAAAGGCCUUCAGUCGUAGUUCAUACCUUAUUCAACAUCAAAGAAUUCAUACAGGUGACAAGCCCUAUGAAUGCAAGGAAUGUGGGAAAGCCUUUAUUCGUGUUUCGCAACUGACUCAUCACCAGCGAAUUCAUACUUGUGAGAAACCCUAUCAAUGUAGGGAAUGUGGAAUGGCCUUCAUUCGUAGUUCACAACUUACUGAACAUCAAAGAAUUCAUCCUGGUAUCAAACCUUAUGAAUGUAGAGAAUGUGGGCAGGCCUUUAUUCUUGGCUCACAGCUCAUCGAACACUACAGAAUUCAUACUGGCUAGAAAGCCUUGGUGUUAGGGAUAUAGGGAAGCUUUAUGUGGAAUUCAUGCCUCACUCAGUAGUAAAUGCAUAAUGUAAUUAUUGUCAGAGAACCUUCAUUUGUCACUUCCAUUAUGGAACAUCAGGUAACUCAUACCACAAGAAAAUUCAAUAAAUGUGGGAAUUCUUUUUGCCUCAUACUCACUGUUUACUAAGGGAAUCAGGGAGCUUAUAAUGAAAAAAAUUUAAUAUGAAUAUAGAAAAGCCUCAUAUUACCACUCAAAUUAUGAGAAUUCCUAAUAGAAAAUGACCCUAUUAAAGUAUUUUAUGGCU
Messenger RNA from Capra hircus (goat), 2418 nucleotides. RefSeq names its product zinc finger protein 565 (gene ZNF565). Gene Ontology annotation, biological process: regulation of transcription by RNA polymerase II. Gene Ontology annotation, molecular function: DNA-binding transcription factor activity; RNA polymerase II cis-regulatory region sequence-specific DNA binding. The transcript is spliced from 9 exons. Bases 624 to 2108 code for a protein of 494 amino acids. The record is from RefSeq and is a predicted model, not a curated record. Lineage: Eukaryota; Metazoa; Chordata; Mammalia; Artiodactyla; Bovidae.